Laccaria bicolor S238N-H82 is the source of this 879-nucleotide messenger RNA. RefSeq lists its product as uncharacterized. NCBI's taxonomy places the organism in Eukaryota, Fungi, Basidiomycota, Agaricomycetes, Agaricales, Hydnangiaceae. The transcript is spliced from 8 exons. Bases 1 to 879 code for a protein of 292 amino acids. The record is from RefSeq and is a predicted model, not a curated record.
AUGUCAAUGUACAAGAAAAAACCAGCUAAGUCUUUGCCACCAGAAAAUGCUGGCCUUUUUCCUGUAGACACUGCACCCAAAUCCUUGAAGGCUCAUAAAGCUGUUAAAGGAAAUCUGUACACACCAGCUGGACAUUUUGUCCAGCCCUUUAAGCCUGGGGUUUCCAAGAAAGCAGACCCUUUUCAGCCACUGGCAACAACUCUUACCUUUGAAAAUGAAGGUGAUACUGUCCAGCUACCAGGAAAAAAGCAGAAACAAUUUCAGCGAUGGGAAACCAAGGUUCUUCCCAGUCUAAUGGAGCCAUAUGUCAAACUUCUACAUGAAACGGACUCCUUGCGAGAUAUGGCGCAAGUGCGUUCUCGAAGGGGAUGUGCUGGUUGUGGGUCAGGCAGACAAUUGAAUGUUGCAUGCAUUUUCUUUGAGUGUAUUGAGAUUCUUUCCCUCUGCAAUUGCACUUCCCCAGCACUUCAACUCCUUGAGCUAGGGUUCUUUCCAUGUGCACCAGUUAAUCCAUCUCUUGCAGUGGACUUGAAUAUGCUUGAGUUUGUAAAUGAGCUGUUUGUAAAUGCAGCUCCAAAUACUACGGCUUGGUGUGAAACCUUGGAGACCUUUCUUGGAAACAGAAGAUACAAGUUAACAACUCGGAAUAGUUUGUGUCAUCGUUUUGGAAGUGCUAUGCAGUGGUAUGCUACUUUGAUUGAUAAGAAGAACCUUCUUGUCAACAAUUAUCUGGAUGACAUGAGAAGUUCAAUCAAAGUUUCAGAAGACUAUGAGAUUGAGCAAGAUGAAGAAAUGGACCAAGAUAAAAAUGUUGGAAUAGAACAAGAUGAAAAUGUUGAAAUGGCUGAUGAUUAUGAGUCCUUACGAGUUUACGAGUAA